AUGAACUUAUCCAACUUCUUCAACUCUUUGCUAGUGGUUAUCCUUAUUCAGGGCGAAGCUUUACAUGUCCAAUCCUUCGAUUGCAAAAAGGAAAUCUAUAUUUCAGGCUACGAUCAGGCUUACUGUGCAAUCUAUGGCCUUGAUAAACCGCGGUAUCAUCCCCCACCCCAACAAAAGAAACCUGGUCCUCUUCUACCUGAUCCUAAACCUGAUCCUCAACCUGAUCCUCCUGGCCCACCAAGUCAUGAUGGAUAUAGCAUCGUAAAACCAACAGUGAGCAAUACUGGGGAUAACAGCUGCCGAUCAGGCGAGCCAACGUGCUGCGGUUCGAAUGUCAAAGUCAACACCUUUGUCCGAAUGGACGUUUAUGAAAACAAUUGUCAGCCUCAGACAUAGGCUUGAAGAUAUGUCGGCCAAGCGAAAGAUGUGAUCCUUAUCUCCAGAGAACCCUGC
Molecule: messenger RNA, 453 nt
Organism: Puccinia graminis f. sp. tritici CRL 75-36-700-3
Lineage: Eukaryota; Fungi; Basidiomycota; Pucciniomycetes; Pucciniales; Pucciniaceae
Exons: 3
Coding region: 1-396 (131 amino acids)
Source: RefSeq, a predicted model, not a curated record